AAGUGUUCAAAAAGUCUUGAGAUGGUGGGUGGAGUUUUUUUUCAUGAAUAGGCAGUUUGAAAGUUCCUCAUUGAUUAGGGUAUAAAAAGGCUGGCUUGGAGGCAGCCAUGAUCUGCUGUCGAGAAUCACACUGAAAGAACGUCGGACGGCCCACCCCAGUCCUGUGAAGAAGCAAAAUGAAGGCUGCUUUUCUUCUUUGUCUGCUUUGCAGUUUGACACUCACCUUGGCAUUCGUCUGUGGACCUCUCCCAAAAGAGAAAUUUGAGACGUGUGACAGCAAAGGAUUGAGCAACUGCACCAAAAUCGGACACUCGUGUUACCAGUACUUCCGAGGGCCUCUGUCUUUUUAUUGUGCCAAUGAGUUUUGCAGAAAUCGAGGGUGUGGAGGACACCUGGCUUCAAUCCACAGUUCAAGGGAGAACAACUUGGUCUUUAAUCUUGUGCGGCAAGGGAGCCCCUCGAACCCAAGAGGCUGGAUCGGGGGGCUCAGGUUUCCCAAGACUAACCUCUUCAUAUGGUCUGAUGGGACAAAAUGGGAUUAUAAUUACUGGGCAGCACACCAGCCUGACAACUGGCACAGCAGCGAGGAUUGUGUUCAUUUCACCGAAAACAAUCCCUUGCAGUGGAACGACCUGAGCUGCUCUACUCCGCAGGGUUUCGUCUGCAAAUUUCACCAUCGAGGCUGAAGACAAGAGGGGCGACGGAGGAUGAUAACAGCGCUUUUACCGUUUCUGCUUGUUGGAAAUAAAUAAAUAAAUAGUCCUGCAGUGGUAGAAUAGGAGGAGUAAGAAUACACCACGUUAUCGAUGAGUCACGAUACUUUCUUUACAUGAUACAGUAGUGUGCACAUUUAUUAGGUAAGGCUCUGCGAAACCAUCGGUAAUGCUAAUCAGAAUGUGUGAAACCAGCCAUAAUGCAAUCAUAAUAUGUGAAACCAGCCCUAGAUUACAAUGUUUAAUUCAUAGCUUCAAGACACUCGAAACCACCAGUAGCUGAAAUAUUCGUCUGCUUGACUUAAAGGUUUUGCCCUGCAUUGUAAAAUCAGUUUCAUAAUCACUAGGCUAUUAACAACGACAUGGUGACUGCAGUCCAAGUUAUCAGCCUUAAAUGGCUGCAUGGCCUUACAAUGGAACGGAACUGAACUGAACAAAUCGGUACGAUUGGAUUUAGAUUCAUAUUUCAUUCAACCGUUAAACCCUGUUUUAUAUUAUAUUUCAUUAAUGCAAUCUGUCUUCAUUUACUCGAUUUUAUUUAUUAUAUAUAUUUUUUCUUUUACAAAUAUAAUAUAUACAGAAUAAUGCACGGGGUAGUGUGUGAUAUGAGAAUGCCCACCCGAGGGGCGGGAUGUUACAUUAACCCAGAGGGCGAAGGCCAUGGGGGCAUUCAAUUCUCAUUUAUCUCACACUACCCCAUGCAUUGUUUUUUAUAAUCUCUGCUGAGCAAUUUGUUUUCCCCAGGGUGUUGACUCGGCAGAACCCAGGUAUAUAUACGUAAUGCAGCAUCUAAAUUUUCAGAGGAUUUAUAAUGUUUUUUGUCUUAGCAUUCUGUAAUUCUGAUUGGUUCAGAAAAGCUAUAACAACAUUUAAAAAAAGCAAUCCAGUAUAUUAAAAAAUACUUUAUUGGUUAACCCCCCCCCCCCCCCCCCCCCCCGUCACAUUUCAGCUUGGAUGAAGGCAAUGCUAAGUUAAAACACUUUGUUUUUUUAAUGUUCUUUUUGUAUCCAAUAAAUUGUCAGUUGCGGGGGUUUCCUUUCCUUUCUUUCGAAGCGGCACGUUUCAGACCUGUGCACUGUAGCUAACCAUGUCAUGUACUCGUGUAUAUGUGUGUGUGUGUGUGUGUGUGUGUGUGUGAGGUUCUACACUGUAUCGCAGUUUGGACUUGCAAAGCCUAUUAUGCAAUAAAGCUUUUUAAAGCAUCUCAAA
Messenger RNA from Acipenser ruthenus (sterlet), 1922 nucleotides. Its product is annotated as galactose-specific lectin nattectin-like. Lineage: Eukaryota; Metazoa; Chordata; Actinopteri; Acipenseriformes; Acipenseridae. The coding region runs from base 177 to 686 and encodes 169 amino acids. The record is from RefSeq and is a predicted model, not a curated record. The transcript has 6 exons. Gene Ontology annotation, biological process: immune response. Gene Ontology annotation, molecular function: signaling receptor activity.